AUGAAUAACGUCCACAACGAGAUCCGCGACUUCCUUCAAGGCGACUUCCAAGAACGUGCUUUCCCACCCAUGGACAAAGCAAACCGCAAAGCCCUCCACGAAAUCUGCACCGCUCUCAACCUCAGCUCCAAAUCCAAAGGCACCGGCAAGAAGCGCUUCCCAAUCAUCUACAAAACCUCUCUCACCACAGAAUACGACGAAACAAUGUUCUUUAAAAUCACAUCAGCUUCUUCGCGCGGUUUUCUCUCGAACCACAGCAAAGCGGGCAAAUUCGCUAAGAAGACUCGCGGUGGUGGACGUUUUGACAAAGCUGCCGUUUCGGUUCGUAAUGGUGAGAUUGUCGGUGCUGGAGCCGCGGAAAUCAGUCAUACGGGUUUCGGUGCUAAACUUAUGGGUAAAAUGGGUUGGAGUAAGGGUAUGGGUCUCGGUAAGGAUGGGGAGGGGAUGAAGGUUCCUGUUGAGCAGGUCAUUAGGCUCGGGACUGCGGGUUUGGGAUGAGCGGGUGUGGGGAGGAGGAGAAGGAGUGUGUGAGUCUUGCGAUUAGGGGAUGAAAUGAAUCAGCUCAGUGCUCUUUUCAUGCUGCAUCUUUGAUUUCGUGGAUGCUGGGCUACGGCGGCGCUGGGCUUCGUUAGGGUUCCGCUACGCCUUAGGGUAAAUCUUGGCGGACGAUGAGGUUACCAACCUUCUUCAAUCAACUUGAGAUUUACUGUCGUG
Pseudocercospora fijiensis CIRAD86 is the source of this 714-nucleotide messenger RNA. RefSeq lists its product as uncharacterized. The transcript has a single exon. Gene Ontology annotation, molecular function: nucleic acid binding. Bases 1 to 498 code for a protein of 165 amino acids. The record is from RefSeq and is a predicted model, not a curated record. Lineage: Eukaryota; Fungi; Ascomycota; Dothideomycetes; Mycosphaerellales; Mycosphaerellaceae.